AUGUUUCAGAGGGAAGCCAAGAUAUUUACCGAAGUUGGGGGUAGAAUGGAAGCCAAGGACAUCACAGAGAGAGGAUCUGAGAUUAAUAGAGACAUUAGGGGAGAAAUAAACUCUAGACUUGCUAGAGCUCACCUUCUAGCUUUCCUCUUUCCCUCUCAGUCUCACAUUACUAUACUUGCCUGGAAUCAGUCUACAGUAUUUGUAUAUGCUUACUAUGUGCUUCGUACAAUAUCUUUUAUUCUAAGUCAAGGGAGUAUUUUCUGCAUUGCUAUUGCUUAUUUGGCGGAUGUUGUUGAAGAGAAUAAGAGGGCAGCAGCUUUUAGUUGGAUAACAGGCCUUUGUGCUGCUUCGCAUGUCUUGGGAAAUCUUCUGGCACUUUUUCUCCCAGAAAAGUACAUUUUUCCUGUUUCAAUAGCUCUCUUGAUCUUUUGUCCAGUUUAUAUGCAACUCUUUCUGGUUGAGACGGUUAAGCUGGCUCUAAAGAGGGACCAAAAUUCAGCUUGCUUGACUACGCCAAUUAAAAUUAUCCAGAAACGAUACAAAUCAAUGAAAGAUGCUGCUACUAUAGUUAUGAGCAGUCCGACAUUAAGGGGCAUUUCUCUGGUUUCUUUCUUCUUUGAGUUGGGAAAGUCUGGCAUCAACUAUGUCUUAAUGUACUAUCUGAAGGCAGCUUUUGGUUUUGACAAAAAUGAGUUCUCAGAAAUUCUGAUGCUUGUAGGAUUCGGUUCAAUUAUUUCACAGAUGUUGGUGCUUCCACUAAUAAAUCCAUUGGUUGGAGAGAAGGUGAUAUUGUGCAUAGGAAUACUUGCAAGCUUAUGUAAGUCACUUAUAAUUUUUACUUUUAAUACAAUAAUACCCCCAGCACAAAUUACAAAAGAAAAGAAAAACUAA
Molecule: messenger RNA, 891 nt
Organism: Quercus lobata
Lineage: Eukaryota; Viridiplantae; Streptophyta; Magnoliopsida; Fagales; Fagaceae
Product: hippocampus abundant transcript-like protein 1
Exons: 7
Coding region: 1-891 (296 amino acids)
Source: RefSeq, a predicted model, not a curated record